This is a messenger RNA of Branchiostoma belcheri (Belcher's lancelet), 3055 nucleotides long. RefSeq names its product bifunctional purine biosynthesis protein PURH-like. Lineage: Eukaryota; Metazoa; Chordata; Leptocardii; Amphioxiformes; Branchiostomatidae. The record is from RefSeq and is a predicted model, not a curated record. Bases 99 to 1877 code for a protein of 592 amino acids. Gene Ontology annotation, biological process: 'de novo' IMP biosynthetic process. Gene Ontology annotation, cellular component: cytosol. The transcript has 17 exons. Gene Ontology annotation, molecular function: IMP cyclohydrolase activity; phosphoribosylaminoimidazolecarboxamide formyltransferase activity.
UUGCAAGAGCCUCUUUAAGCGCUGUGUAACAGAACCCCCCUGAAGAGUGUGCCGGUGUGCACGUGUUGGACGCGUGUUAGUCUUUCAACUUCAGCAUCAUGGCGGGAAAAGAAAUUGCCCUGUUGAGUGUGUCUAACAAGUCUGGCCUGGUGGAUUUUGCCCGUGGGCUGCAUGAGUUAGGUCUGCAGCUGGCGGCCUCUGGUGGGACUGCAAAGGCCAUCAGGGACUCAGGGGUACCUGUCAAGGAUGUGGCUGACAUCACAGGAGCUCCAGAGAUGCUGGGAGGGAGAGUCAAGACCCUCCAUCCUGCUGUACAUGGGGGUAUCUUGGCUCGUGCUUCGGACAGUGACCAAGCUGACUUGGACAAGCAGGGCAUUCAGCGCAUCAGGGUGGUUGCCUGUAACCUGUACCCGUUUGUGAACACUGUAACCAAGGAGGGGGUGACUGUGGCUGAGGCUGUGGAGAAUAUUGACAUUGGUGGCGUUACUUUACUGCGAGCUGCUGCCAAGAACCACGAGCGUGUGACUGUGGUGUGUGACCCGGCAGACUACCCGACCAUCCUGUCAGAGAUGGCACAGAGCGAGGUGUCUGACACCAUGCCUGCCACCAGGAAAACUCUCGCUGUCAAGGCAUUUAACCACACAGCGCUGUACGACGCAGCGAUCUCGGACUACUUCCGUCAGGAGUACUGCCAGGGCACGUCCCAGCUGCCCCUGCGCUACGGCAUGAACCCUCACCAGAAACCUGCACAGCUCUACACCACUGAGGAGCGGCUGCCUGUCAAAGUGAUGAACGGUUCUCCAGGAUUUAUCAACCUGUGUGACGCCCUGAACGCCUGGCAGCUGGUCAAGGAACUGCACCAAGCCCUGAACCUCCCGGCCGCUGCCUCCUUCAAACAUGUCAGUCCUGCAGGAGCGGCUGUAGGUGUGGAGCUGAGUGAAACCCAGGCCAAACUCUGCAUGGUGGAUGACAUGCACGCCCAGCUCACUCCACUGGCUACUGCCUACGCUCGCGCCAGAGGUGCUGAUCGCAUGUCAUCUUUUGGGGACUUCAUCGCUCUGUCAGACGAGUGUGACGUGCCGACAGCCAAAAUCAUUUCUCGUGAGGUGUCAGAUGGAGUGAUCGCCCCUGGUUACCAGGAGGAAGCUCUACAGAUCCUCAGGAAGAAGAAAGGGGGAAACUACUGUGUGCUGCAGAUGGACCCGACCUAUGACCCCCCAGAGCUGGAGACCAGGACGCUGUAUGGGCUGCAGAUGCAGCAGAAGAGGAACGAUGCUGUCAUCAACAAGGAACUCUUCUCUAACAUCGUCACCAAGAGGACGGAUCUGCCAGACAGUGCUGUACGAGAUCUGAUCGUGGCCUCUGUGGCGCUGAAAUACGCCCAGUCUAACUCUGUCUGCUACGCACGGGACGGACAGGUGAUUGGAAUUGGUGCUGGUCAGCAGUCCAGGAUCCAUUGCAUGAGGCUGGCUGGAGACAAGGCAAACAACUGGUGGCUCCGCCAGCACCCCAAGGUCCUGAACAUGACCUUUAAGAAGGGCGUGAAGCGUGCGGAGAUGUCUAACGUGAUUGAUGUGUACGUGAACGGGACGGUGGGACAGGACAUGGAGACCUCCGCCUGGGAGAGCAUGCUGGAGAAACCACCAGAGCAGCUGACUGAGAGUGAGCGUGCCCAGUGGAUCUCCCAGUUGAAGGGAGUGGCUCUCAGCUCGGAUGCCUUCUUCCCCUUCAGGGACAACAUCGACCGAGGACACCAGAGUGGUGUGGAGUACAUUGCCAGUCCUGUAGGGUCUGUGCAGGACCAGGUGGUGAUCGAGGCGUGUGAUGAACACUACAUCACCAUGGUCCACACUAACCUGCGCCUCUUCCACCACUAACUACGAGGGACCACAGUUACAGGAGCUGAGCUUUACUUAAAGAUGUACUGUAGAUGUUAGACAAGCUUUACUCAUGAUUUCUCAGCAUAUUAUGUACGGAAAAGUAAAUUCAAUUUGUUCCAAAGUGGAUGAUAAAGACAAGUAGUAUUUGUGUACGUUUGACAAUUAUGCAUAGGAGCUUUACGCUUACUAUGUACAUGUACUGAAAUUCCAAAGCAUAUUGUUUCAAAGGGGAUAUUAAAGACAUGAAGUUUAUGCUUACUUUUGACAAAUAUGUGUUAGAGGAGCUUUACUCAUGAUUUUUUUGGCAUAUUAUGUAUGGAAAUUCAAAUGCAAAUCGUUUCAAAGUGGAUACAUUGUAUUAUACAUUUAUAGACAUGUAGUUUAUGCUUGCUUUUGAGGAUUAUGUGUUUAAAUUUGGCUUAGUGCUGGCCUGUACCACUAUAUCAUAGGGGAGCAGCAAGCUUAAGCAGGAGCUGACUAGUUUAUACAUAGACUUGUAGAGGAUCUACAAAAUGACUUACCACAAAUGUUAGAAGACUGUAGCUUACACAUGUAUAUGCUUUCUUUGUCUUGGUUAGUAUUUGGCACAAGGUCUAAGGGGCCAGAAGAAAAGGAGCUGAACAUUGGAUAUAUACACAUGUCCUUGUUUUGAUGCAGUAUACUAUCAGGCAUUUGUUGCACAAGGUUUCUGACUAUGGUACAGAAAUGGAAGAGCUAGUAGUACGUGUUUGAAACUGUAGCCUACACCUACAUUGUACUUUAUACAGCAACAGUAUCUUUACAUAUUUUAUUCUGAAUUCCAAAGGUCAAUGUGGCUAAUAUUCCUGGCUUGGUAACAAUAUAGACGUAAAGUGUUCUGUACAACACAAUGCAAAAAGUUAAGCAAUGUUAAAUGCACAAUGCAAUGUUAAAGAGUCAAAUCACUAACAUGUGUACUGAGCAGUGUUGGUACAACGUUAACAAAUGCGAUGUUAUAUGCCUUGGUAUGAGAUUCUACGGCAAGAAUUGUCGAUGUUAUUAAACAAUACUUCCAGACUCACAAAUUUGGUGUUGUCUCAGUCUGCAGCCGUCUACUUACUAUACACUUCUAUUAAUAAGAACACCGUGUAAAAUACACGAACCCUGGUACAAAUAUGCAAAUGUCACUUCUGUACAUCUACCCCGAUUUUAUCAGG